Molecule: messenger RNA, 864 nt
Organism: Cajanus cajan (pigeon pea)
Lineage: Eukaryota; Viridiplantae; Streptophyta; Magnoliopsida; Fabales; Fabaceae
Biological process (GO): DNA integration
Molecular function (GO): nucleic acid binding
Source: RefSeq, a predicted model, not a curated record
AUGAAAUGGAGUUUGUCCAGAAAAGGAUAUUUUUGGCCAAGCAUAUUCAAAGAUUGUAUCGAGUUUUCAAAGGGUUAUGAAGAGUGCCAGAAACAUGGCCCAAUACAUAGAGUACCAGCAACCGAGUUGCAUACGAUUGUUAAACCGUGGCCUUUUCGAGGUUGGGCAAUUGACAUAAUUGGCCAGAUCCAUCCUCCGUCAGCAAAAAACCACAAGUACAUAAUCGUGGCCAUCGAUUAUUUUACGAAAUGGGUGGAAGCCAUUCCUGUAAAAGAGGUUGACCAGAAAGAAGUGAUAAAUUUUAUUGAAGACCAUAUUAUAUUUCGAUUUGGAAUACCCCAGACAAUAACUACCGAUGAAGGAACGGUGUUCACAGGUCGAAAAGUGGUCCAAAAUUCACCCAGGAAUGCCACUCAAACUACGCCAUACAAGUUGGUUUAUGGUCACGAAGCAGUUUUGCCUAUUGAUAUCAAUUUACAAUCUGUUCAAGUGCAAAGGCAAAACGAGUUGCCAGUCAAGGAUUACUGGAAUUUAAUGUAUGAUGAACUAAUGCGACUGGAUGACGAAAGAAUGACAGCCAUGCAAAAUGUCAUUCACCAGAAAGAAAAAAUAGCUCGAGUUUAUAACAAAAAGGUCAAGAGCAAACAAUUUUCGAGUGGGGACUUAGUCCUAAAAGUUAUCCUACCAAUGGAUCAGAAAUCUCAAAAUCGGGGUAAAUGGACCUAUAAUUGGGAAGGACCAUUCAUUAUCGAAAGAAUCUACUCGAACAAUGCAUACUUGAUCAAAGAGUUAAAUUCGAGAAAUGAAAGUAAAGUGAUGAACGGAAAGUACUUGAAGAAAUUUCAUGAAAGUAGCAUGUACUGA